ACCGAACUACCUAACCUACAUUUGUGUUUGUCAUUUUAGGUAAUAUUUUGACAGAUUUUUACUAUAAGCAUAAGGAUUAGGUAAUAAUAAAAUAAUGUCGUCCAUACUGAGAAAAUUAACACAAGUAUCCAGAAAACCCUUCAAUGUGAAUAUACCUGGAAUUAUUUCGGUAUCACAUAAAUUAUCCACGGAAGCAACCAAGGAAACUAAACCUACCAUUAGGAAAGUACAACAUGGUGCUGUCGAUAAGCUCAAAGAUUUUGGGAAGUAUGUCGCAGAAUGCAUGCCUAAGUAUGUUCAGAAAGUUCAAAUUGCAGCUGGUGAUGAAUUGGAAAUUUUGAUAGCUCCUGAGGGUGUUGUGCCAGUAUUGCAAUUUUUGAAAGAUCAUCAUAAUGCUCAGUUUGCUAGUUUAGUUGAUAUUGCCGGUAUGGAUGUACCAACUAGACAAUUCAGAUUUGAGGUAAUCUACAAUCUUCUAUCCUUACGAUACAAUUCCAGAUGCCGUGUUAAGACAUAUACAGAUGAAUUAACACCUAUUGAAUCUGCUUGUGAAGUGUAUAAAGCAGCUAAUUGGUAUGAAAGAGAAGUUUGGGAUAUGUAUGGAGUCUUUUUUGUAAAUCAUCCUGAUUUGAGAAGAAUACUCACUGACUAUGGAUUUGAGGGACAUCCUUUCAGAAAAGAUUUCCCUUUGAGUGGAUAUGUAGAGGUACGGUACGAUGAUGAAAAGAAGAGAGUUGUAGUAGAGCCAUUGGAAUUAGCACAAGAAUUCAGAAAAUUCGAUUUAUCAGCGCCUUGGGAGCAAUUCCCUAAUUUCAGAAAGGGAAGUCAAAUUGCAGAAGAGGUUGAAAUCAAGAAGUGAUUGGUCUAUUUGCUUCAAUAGACACAAUAAAAACACUUUAAAAUUUGUAUUUAAGAUUAUAACUGGAAAUAAAAUUAUUUGAACUGAAAAAA
Messenger RNA from Harmonia axyridis, 951 nucleotides. RefSeq names its product NADH dehydrogenase [ubiquinone] iron-sulfur protein 3, mitochondrial (gene ND-30). NCBI's taxonomy places the organism in Eukaryota, Metazoa, Arthropoda, Insecta, Coleoptera, Coccinellidae. The transcript is spliced from 5 exons. The coding region runs from base 95 to 859 and encodes 254 amino acids. The record is from RefSeq and is a predicted model, not a curated record. Gene Ontology annotation, molecular function: NADH dehydrogenase (ubiquinone) activity.